CUGUUUGCGCAUGCGUCAAUGAGCAAAGCACCGGGUACACAAUGGAGUUGGAUGUGGAGAAACCAUGUCGCCUUUAAAACGACAGUUAGCUUAUUAUGAAACAGCCCCGGAGCAGAAACGGUGGUGAGGCCGUCCGUCGACGAAUCGACCCGAAGGAGCGCUGCUGAUAGACGGCGGAGGUCCGCCGCGGAGCCCCGUUUGUAGCUUGGGUCUGCGGGUUCAUGUCCUGUUGUGUCCCGCAGAACCGUGAGGUGACCGUCCGUCCGCGGCUCUGAAGAAACUUCCAGAAAAAAAUGUCUGAGGUCGGCAGAACAAAGAGGAAGGAGAAGUGUGAGAACUGCACCAAACAGUGCAACAAGAAGCAGACGGAGGAUGGAGUCGGUCCAGAUCCAGAGCAAGAGGAAGUCAAUGAGCAGCAGAGUGAGGCGCCGGCGCCGCUGCUGCUGAGCGCCUGUCUGUCCUGCGAGGGCUGCGUGUCGGAGCAGGAGAGCCUGAAGAUUUCCCAGCAGAGCCUGGAGGAGGUGGAGCAGGUUCUGGCGCUCAAUAAGAGGUGCGACGCGUCCAAACACCGGGUUCUGGUGGCGUCCGUCUGUCCGCAGUCUCUGCCGUUCUUUGCGGUGAAGUUCGGCGUGGACGUCCCGGAAGCGGGUCAGAAGCUCUGCGGUUUCCUGAAGAGCAUCGGCGUGCAGUUCGUGUUCGACACCACGCUGGCGGCGGGUUUCAGCAUCUUGGAGACCCAGAAGGAGUUCAUCCAGAGGUACCGGAGGAGGCACCACGACCCCCACGCCCUGCCGCUGUUCACCUCCUCCUGUCCAGGAUGGAUCCGGUACGCUGAGCGGGUCCUGGGGAGUCUGGUCACGCCGCACAUCUGCACCGCCAGGUCCCCCCAGCAGAUCAUGGGCUGUCUGGUCAAAGACUUCUUCUGUCAGCAGCAGAAGCUGAGCCCGGAGAAGGUCUUCCACGUGGUGCUGGCGCCCUGCUUCGAUAAGAAGCUGGAAGCCGUCAGAGAGGAGUUCUACAGCAGCCUGAUGGAAACCCGAGACGUGGACUGUGUGCUGACCUCAAAGGAGAUUUACCGCCUGAUGGAGCAGAGGAAAGUGUCGGUGGAGGAGCUGGACUCGGUUCCACUGGACCAAGUGCUGGGGGAGGCGGCAGACGCCGCUCUGACCAGACACGACGGCCGAGGCUCCGAAGGCUUCCUGGAGCACGUGUUCAAACACGCCGCCAAGGAGCUGUUCGGGCUGGACGUCCAGGAGGUCACGUACAAGACCCUCAGGAACCGCGACUUCCAGGAAGUGACUCUGGAGCGUGACGGCGAGACGCUGCUGCAGUUUGCCGCUGUCUACGGCUUCAGGAACAUCCAGACUCUGGUCCACCGCAUGAGGAAAGGACGCGUGCCGUACCAGCUGGUGGAGGUGCUGUCCUGCCCCGGAGGGUGCCUGAGCGGCCGCGGUCAGAGCGAGGAGGCGGGGCGCGUGGACAGAGCUCUGGUCCAGCAGAUGGAGGAGGUCUACAGCAGCCUGCCGGUCCGACUGCCGGAGCUGAACCCCGCCCUGAAGGUCCUCUACCAGGACUGGCUGCAGGGCCAGGACUCUCUGCAGACCAGCAAGCUGCUGCACACAGAGUACAGGAGUCAGACCCACACACAGCCCCCACACAUGCAGUGGUGACCCGCAGGGGGCGCUGUCCCCUCAUGAUUAUGGACCAGAAGAAUCUCUCUGAGAACUGUCAUCCAUUUGACCACAAGGGGGCGCUCAUGCGCUUCAAUGAACUGGACUCAAUGUUUUAACAAUGUUUGAUCCUGUUAAAAAAAUGCAGACGAUGGAAAUACCAAACCUCAUAAAUUCUCACUUUAGUUUUAAAGCCACGCCCACUUCUGACCAUGAGCCGUCCCGCCUGAACUAUGCAACAGCGUCUGUUUUUGGUUUCUUCUGUUGGCCCUCAGUUCCACAAACGGGUUUUUUAUUAAGUUAUAUGAUUUGAAGGAACCAUGGCCUCAGAAGUGAAGCAGUAAAACGUUGAGACAGACAAACGCAGUCGAGUCUUUGAUGUUGACCUGAAGUCAGGAAAGGUAAGUUUCUUUCAAGGAGUCUUGUGUCAGGAAUCCUUAAAGUCAGCCGUUCCCUCACUUCCCAAACAUGAGGGACGUCCAUCUCAUCAAAUCAUUUCUGUCCCAUUCGGUUCCUGAUCGUCAGGAGUUCCCUUCUGGUUCUUCUCUGACGUUCUCCUUCCUGCUCCGUGCAGCAGUCGCCUUUUUUUCCUCUGGUUUUCCGCCCGGACGCCUUCCUGCUUGAUGACCGUUUAACCGAACCUUCUAUGGUCGCUGCGGUCUGACGUUACAUCAGGUGAUGAUGGAGGUGAUUAGAUGAUGACAGUGAAAUGAAAAAACGCUCGUGUUUGGUACCAGGACACAAAGUAUUUUUUAUACCACAAAUGUAACUAGUAAAUACACCCUCAUCCCGCCACAAGAUCAGAACAAGUGAGGAGGGGAAGUCCACCUGACCCGACAGGUGUGACACCUGUGACAGGAACCCACGCUAAAAAAUGCAAACCAGGGGGUUUUACGCUUCUAGCAAGUCGCCACGACCUUAUCAAAGGAGGAGGAGCUUGCAAAGCAGCUGGAUUGGAUCAAGAACUUCCUGGAGAUGUAAACUGUUUUACAUCUAGUGGCCAGUAGAGGGCAGUGAUGCUGCAUUCAUGAUUUCAGAUGUUAGUAGAAAAGAGUAAAAGGAUCAAACAGUUGGACAAAAAUGGUCCAAAUUUCUGAUAAAACCUUAUAAUCUGACAGAUUUACGGUUUAUUAAUGUUUUUUUAUUGAUGGGGGGGGGGGGCUUGCAGGAUCUCUGCAGCCCGUUGAUGCAGUCGUCCACUUUGAUCCUUUUUUCCUCCACCAAAGGAGAUUUCCUCCUAGUUUUCCGUCUGAAGAAGCCCAGUUUCAGCAAAUUCUUUUCAAUGUUCUUAUGCUAAUAAAAAUAUAAUCUUGAGUUGGCCAAAA
Molecule: messenger RNA, 2995 nt
Organism: Oryzias latipes (Japanese medaka)
Lineage: Eukaryota; Metazoa; Chordata; Actinopteri; Beloniformes; Adrianichthyidae
Gene: narf
Product: nuclear prelamin A recognition factor
Source: RefSeq, a predicted model, not a curated record